AGGUCCCGAAGGCCCGAACCUUAGGAUCGCCGGCGAACCACCGGAGCUGAGCCCCACAAACAUCACUGUACCACACGGUUUGGUGGUGUGGCGACUGGCGACGAAGCGCACAAGAACAAAACAAGAGGGCGAGAAACAUAGGGAGAAAGGAGGAGAGGAACGGAGAGCUGGAAAAGGCAGGAAAGACCCGGCUUUUGACCCCAAGUACCCUGUUGAGGGCAAUGGCGGCCACCUCCGAGGAGGCAAUCAAGCAGUUCUCGGCGCUCAUGGAGCAGCAAUGUGCAUCAAGGAAAUCUGAGAGGGACUUUGAUGCGUUUUCUGAAGGCUAGAGAAUGGAGUGUGCCUAAAGCUUAUAAAAUGCUAAUGGAUUGCUUAAACUGGAGAGUACAGAAUGAGAUUGACAUCGUGUUAGCUAAACCCAUUCUGCCAUCUGAUAUAUAUAGAGUUAUUCGGGACACGUUACUUGUUGGAUUGACAGGGUACUCCAAGCAGGGACAACCUGUUUAUGCAUUUGGUGUGGGUCUUAGUACUUUCGACAAGGCCUCGGUGAACUACUAUGUGCAAUCACACAUACAGAUGAAUGAAUAUCGAGAUCGUGUUGUCCUGCCGGCUGCAUCAAAGAAGUUUGGGAGACAGAUUAAUACCUGCUUGAAGGUUAUGGAUAUGACUGGCCUCAAGCUGUCUGCACUGAGCCAAAUAAAGAUGUUGACGAUGAUUACUACUGUUGAUGACCUUAAUUAUCCUGAGAAAACGGAAACUUAUUACAUUGUAAAUGCUCCAUAUGUUUUUUCAGCGUGUUGGAAGGUUGUGAAGCCACUCUUACAAGAAAGAACUAAAAAGAAGAUCCAAGUCCUGUAUGGCUCUGGGAGGGAUGAGUUACUGAAGGUCAUGGACUACGAGUCACUUCCGCACUUCUGCAAGAGAGAAGGGUCAGGUUCAUCCAGCGACUCGCUGGAUGGAGUAGAUUGCUACUCCUACGACCACCCUUUCCACCAGCAGCUGUACAACUACAUGAAGCAGCAGCAAUCUCUGAAUCAGGACUCCGUUGGUCCCAGAAAACAAGGCUCGGUCCACGUGGAUGUGCCCUCGCCUGGCCUUGAGGAGGCCAAGAUUGCGGAGACGAUCAAAGCAGAGCUCCAGAAUUUGAGGGGAAGCGGCGGUCUCGCCCAUUCAUUCAGCAGCAUCCAGAUCGAAGGUCCAUGAGGGCGCGCGCCAGUGACCCGAAGAGAAGCUCUUGGUAAUGGUGCCUCCUGCUUGCAGUCACUGGCUGCAGGCUUGACCGGGGCGAAUAGAGAGCGGGAUUCUAAUAACUGUAUCCGCGAUUGUUGUGAUUUCUAAUUAACCAAGUGGGCGUGUAUCGCCAUGCUUGUACUAUCCCUGUAUGUAUGUAUAUAUAACGGCCAACUGGACGGAGUUUAUGUAACUCCCUGCUAAUUACUUAGAAUGCUCAUCUUUUAUUUUACUCCAAUAUAGUGAAAAUUUCGCUUA
Zea mays is the source of this 1488-nucleotide messenger RNA. RefSeq lists its product as uncharacterized. NCBI's taxonomy places the organism in Eukaryota, Viridiplantae, Streptophyta, Magnoliopsida, Poales, Poaceae. The coding region runs from base 310 to 1203 and encodes 297 amino acids. The record is from RefSeq and is a predicted model, not a curated record. The transcript has 10 exons.